Molecule: messenger RNA, 995 nt
Organism: Dryobates pubescens (Downy woodpecker)
Lineage: Eukaryota; Metazoa; Chordata; Aves; Piciformes; Picidae
Gene: CLEC19A
Product: C-type lectin domain containing 19A
Exons: 5
Coding region: 58-621 (187 amino acids)
Molecular function (GO): signaling receptor activity
Source: RefSeq, a predicted model, not a curated record
UGAGAAGUGACCUCUGCAACCGGAGCCGGGCGAGCGCCUCGUCCUGCGGCCCUGGCGAUGGGCAGCGGCUGGGACGUGUGCGCGCUGCUCGCCGCCGCGCUGCUCGCAGCCCAGGCUUUCCCCCAGACAAACAUAAAGAUCAGCCAAGCCAUGCCAGAGCCUGUCCACGCCUACUCCUGCCCACUCUUCUGGACUGAGUACGAGGGGCAUUGCUACCGGUACUUCCCCAUCAACAAAACCUGGGCUGAAGCGGACCUCUAUUGUGCCGAGUUCUCCAUUGGCAUCAGAUCAGCCAAGCUGGCUUCCAUCCACAGCUGGGAAGAAAAUGUCUUCGUGUAUGACCUGGUGAACAGCCGUGUGCCUGGCAUCCCCACCGACAUCUGGACAGGGCUCAACGACCUGCGGCAGGAGGGUCACUUCGAGUGGACGGAUGGCUCCUCCUACGACUACCACUACUGGGAUGGCAGCCAGCCCGACGACGGGAUUCACUCGAUCCCCGAGGAGGAGGACUGCGUGCAGAUCUGGUACAGGCGCAGCAGCGCGCUGCGCUCCUGGAAUGACAACGCCUGUGGCAGAGCCUUCCCCUUCGUCUGCAAGAUCCCCUCGCUGGCCCUGGACUGAGGCUGCUGGCUCUGCCUCCACCCCUUUCAUUUCGGGUCACCUCUCCAGCCGUGCCGGGGAAGAACAGCCAGGACGUGGCACGGGUGAUGAGAUCCGUGGAGCUGCUCAGCACCCUGACCAGCCUUCAGCUGCAAAACCACUGCUGGCAGUGCCGUGGGGAUGACUGCAGCACUCGCCCACCUCAUAGGCAAACGGUGCUGAGAGCUGUGCUAAACAGUGAAGGAGCCCCCGAGCCUGCCUUUGGGUGUCAGAUCUGCUCUCUCAGUGUAUUAGAGGUAACCCAUGAUUUCACCAAUACACUGAAGUGCUAGCACCAAAAAUAGCUGUGUGUAGGAAAUGAUUUUGCCCGUUGAUGUGUGGAAAGUGGAGGAAAA